AUGCUCAUGAAGAUGGAAAGUGUAGUGCAGCGGGAUGAUUCAUCGGUGGAUGUCGUUACAUUGGAAACCCCGAAUUUGACAUCACUCAUUGGUACCAAUUCAGCCACAUUACCACCCGAUUUUCCAUCAACAGCUGAACUGAUGCAGAAAUGUCUCACUGUCAACCCAUUUGAAUUAAAAUUUCGUGAAGCAAAUCGACGUAUCAGUCAGUGCAGUGAAGAACUUCUUGAGCAGAAUGGACUUGUUCCGGUGACGCUUUCAUUGCCGACGACAGGUGGCAUAACCUUGCUGAAACUGCCAUCAUCUUUGGCCCAUUCUCCGGGUAUCUUCUCAAACAUCAACGUUCUUUCAGCGGAUUUCGAAGGUGAUGGGUUAAAAAGUGCUGACUUGUCGCGUUUAGUGCAACAGAUGAAAGAUAAUGGUGGUUUGUCGACGCAGAAUUCACGAACUAGUGAAGACACUGGGCAGGCACCUCGAACUGCUGAUGUACUUAAUGCCGUCCUUGAUAUGCAUUCUGAUAGGUUGGGAUCGCUUGGUUUUCUUGGUACAACUGGCGCUACUACUCCGCCUUUGAAAGGACCAUUGGGAUCAAUCAUACCGACAUCAUCAUCUGUUGCUGUAGCUCUUUGUUCUGAUUUGUCUGCAGUUGCACCAUCAACAUCGUGUACUGCAGGUGUUAUUGGUCCUGAAUGUACAUCCACUUUACUCUCAUGUUCGCCAUGUUCCUCAGAAUCAGCUUCCGCUUCUUUAACACCGUUAAUUUCUGCUAUAAAUAGUCCCGUUGUCAGUGCACCAGCGAAUAUUUCAAGACCCGGAAGCUCUGCAUCAGUACAAACGCCUAAAAAACGAUUGUCAGUACGCGCAGCAGCGGCAGCAGCAGCUGCUGCUGCAGCGGUAGCUGUACCAUCAAGUAUUGCGCCAGUUGUCUCAGCUCCUUUUCUAAGUGCUGUUGGAACACUAUUACCGGCAGCAAACGUUGAGGAGCGGAGUGAUGUGCCGCAAAUUUCAAAUACACAAUUAUCGCCAACAGAUCAUUGGGAUCCUCGUGAUGUAAAACCAGUGAUUUCUGUGAAAAAUGCACCAUCAUCAUUACAGGCAAACCAGCAGUAUUUUGAUCACGAGGAAGUCAUUUAUCCGCAGGAUGAGCAGCGUAAACAUACGGAAGUAUUGUCAUCCGCAUCAAGAAGCAGAGAAAGUGCUAUAUCCCGUUCAGCAGUCACCUCAACAGCGUCAUCACAUCGCGGUGGACGAGGACGUGGUCGUAGUUCUCUUACUGCAGAUUUACCACCCGAUGAACGUCGUGUUACAAUUUUGGAAAGGAAUAAAGCAGCUGCUGUGAGGUAUCGGAAGCGAAAAAAGGAAGAACAUGAUGAAAUGAUUACACGUGUUCAUUUAUUGGAACAGGAAAAAGUGUCACUCUCCACUCAGAAUCAAAUACUGCGUCGUGAACUGGAAAGAGUUACAGCUUUACUGAAAACACGUGAAGCAUGUUGUGUUUGCCACUUGAGCGGUGUAGGGGAAUGUUUGCGGAAUGAUUCACCCUUAGAAGUAGAUGUCCUUUCUCCUCAAGCUCAAUCGCAUCAUGAUCUCUCCAAUUAUUUAUCACAGCAGUUGGUUUCAUCGGUCAGUCCUAACAAGAAGCCGUCAAAAUGA
This is a messenger RNA of Brugia pahangi, 1653 nucleotides long. The record is from the annotation of a GenBank genome assembly. NCBI's taxonomy places the organism in Eukaryota, Metazoa, Nematoda, Chromadorea, Rhabditida, Onchocercidae.